Messenger RNA from Sclerotinia sclerotiorum 1980 UF-70, 2889 nucleotides. RefSeq lists its product as hypothetical. Bases 1 to 2889 code for a protein of 962 amino acids. The record is from RefSeq and is a predicted model, not a curated record. NCBI's taxonomy places the organism in Eukaryota, Fungi, Ascomycota, Leotiomycetes, Helotiales, Sclerotiniaceae. Gene Ontology annotation, biological process: protein import into nucleus; protein export from nucleus. Gene Ontology annotation, cellular component: nuclear envelope; cytosol. Gene Ontology annotation, molecular function: small GTPase binding; nuclear export signal receptor activity. The transcript has 8 exons.
AUGUCUUCAGAUAUUCAGACAGUUGCAGCUCUACUCCAAGCUACUUUGGACCCUAGGCAGCAUAAACAAGCUGAAGCAGCUCUGAAAGUCGAGCAGGGCAAACCUGGAUUUUCUCUCCUCCUACUCAACAUCGUUGCGGCAGAUAAUCUUCCAGUUAAUACCAGACUCUCGGGAGCUUUAUGCUUUAAGAACUUCAUCAAGUACAACUAUGUGGACGAAGAGAGAAACUACAAGCUUCCGCAAAAUGAAGUUUUUACGAUAAAGACUGAGUUGAUUGGGCUCAUGGUCUCGGUCCCAAACAGUAUACAAGCCCAGCUUGGAGAAGCUAUUAGUAUAAUCGCGGAGUCGGACUUCUGGGAUAGAUGGGAUACAUUGGUGGAUGACCUGGUCUCGCGCCUCACUCGCGAUAAUGCUAAGAUCAAUAAUGGUGUACUGGAAGUUGCGCAUUCGAUAUUCAAGCGAUGGAGACCACUGUUUGCCUCGGAUGCUCUAUACACAGAAGUCAACCACGUACUAUCAAAAUUUGGACAACCUUUCGUCCAGCUUCUAGCUAGCACCGACCAGCAAAUACAAGCUAAUAAGGAUAAUAAGGAGGUUUUGAAGCAACAUUUCGAAACGAUGAAUCUUUUGAUGAAGGUUUUUUUUGAUCUUUCGUGCCAAGAUCUCCCUCCUAUCUUUGAGGACAAUAUCGAAGACCUAUCUAAACUUCUGCACAAGUACUUGACGUAUGAAAACCCUCUCUUAGCGACAGACGAUGAUUCGGAAUCAGGACCUCUCGAAUUUGUGAAAGCCGGGAUAUGUGAGGUUUCAACACUUUACAUGCAGAAAUACGAAGACGCAUUCGGUAGUCUUUGUGAGCCCUUCAUCACAAGCGCUUGGAGUCUAUUGACAACUAUUGGCCCCGAGACGAAAUUCGACAUACUGGUUAGCAAGGCAUUGCAUUUCCUGACCGCUGUUGCAAGUCUCGACAAGCAUGCUCAAAAUUUCAACAACGGCGAUAUCUUGAGUCAGGUGGUCGAAAAGGUCAUCUUGCCCAAUGUAAGCCUGAGGGAAACCGACAUUGAACAAUUCGAGGAUGAGCCUAUCGAGUACAUCCGAAGAGAUCUGGAAGGCUCAGACGCUGAUACCAGACGACGAGCAGCAACAGACUUUUUGCGCAAGCUUUUGGAGAAGUUUGAGCCACUUGUGACGGAUGUCGUUGGCCGAUACAUUAAACACUACCUCGACCAAUUCUCGCAAAACGGUAGUGAUCAUUGGAAAUCUAAAGAUACUGCUGUAUACUUGUUUUCUGCUAUCGCAGCGAAGGGUGUCAUCACUGCUGGACAAGGUGUUAAAACUACUAACCCCUUGGUGGAUGUUGUCGACUUUUUCCAGCAAAACAUUGCAAAUGAUCUUCUGGCGGAAACUAAUGUGGAGCCAAUCUUGAAAGUGGAUGCUAUCAAGUUCCUUUACACGUUCCGUAGUCAACUAACGAAAGAUCAAUGGAAAGCCGCAUUCGAACCUUUGGUUAAGAAUUUAGGAUCCUCAAAUUAUGUGGUAUACACUUAUGCCGCAAUCACGGUGGAAAGAGUUUUGUUUCUCACAAACGAUGCAAACCAGCAUAUCUUUGGCAAGGAAGACGUAUUACCGCUUGCUGAAAGUUUGUUGGAUCACUUGUUCCAUUUGAUCGAAAAGGACGCUGCACCGGAAAAAAUCCAAGAGAACGAGUUCCUUAUGCGUUGUGUUAUGAGGGUGCUCAUUGUCAUCAAGGACGGCGUUAUUCCAAUAGCAGAUAAAGUUUUGCAACACUUGAUCAAGAUCACUCAAGUUAUUGGCCAAAAUCCUAGUAACCCCCGCUUCUACUACUAUCACUUUGAGGCCUUUGGUGCUUUGAUUAGAUGGUCCGCACCUUCACAACCCGAUAAGCUUGAGAAUGACCUGUAUCCAACAUUUGCUGGUAUUCUCUCCAGUGAUGUUCAAGAAUUCAUGCCUUACGUCUUCCAGUUAUUCGCCGCUCUUCUGGAAGCUAACCCAUCCACAACACUUUCUGACUACUACAGAAAUUUGAUCACCCCUAUUCUAAGUCCUACUCUUUGGGAAUCCCGUGGAAAUGUGCCAGCACUCACCAGGUUACUUUCUGCAAUGAUCCCUAAAUGCGCUGCUGAACUUGUAGCGAACAACCAACUAGAGCCAAUUCUUGGUAUUUUUCAGAAACUAAUGGCCGGGAAAUCAAGGACCGAAUUACAGAGUUUCGAUGUCUUGGAAGCUUUGAUUAUAUCUUGCAACGUCACUGCCAUCGAGCAAUACUUCCCCACGAUCUUGAACAUCAUGUUCACGCGUCUUAACAGCAACCCUCCGGAAGCCUUCAAGCGUCGCUUCGUCCGCUUCUACCACCUUAUCUCAUCUAAAGAUCAGCAAGGCCUUGGGGCAGAUUUCUUCAUAAAGCAAUCAGACGCGGUGCAAAACACCGUAUUUGUGCCUCUUUACUUGACCAUCAUUCUACCAAUUACCCAGCAAUUCCCUCGACCACUAGACCGCAAGAUAGCCGUCAUUUCUUUGACAAAGACCCUGACCGAUUCACAAGCAUUCGCUGUCAAAUAUAAGAGGGGUUGGUCCAAGACUUGUGAGGCUCUACUCAAGUUGUUGGAAAAUCCACCACUACCCGUCACAACAGAUGAUGUAGUCGCUGAAGCGGACGUUGAUGAUCUUAGCUUCGGAGUCGGCUUCACACAACUUAACACUUGCAAGAAGGUGGCGGAUGACGAAUGGCCAGAGAUCACGGAUGUAAAGCUUUGGGUGGGGUCAUAUCUCAGAGAUGCAAAUGCACGACACGACCGAGCAAUCUCGGGUUUCGUCAACGAAAGAUUAAAUUCCGAAGCCAGAAGUCUUCUGGUUGAAUAUAUGCAGUAG